CAACAAUUCUAAUUCUAAUCAUCUCGUGAAAUAUGGCCAUCGUCUUCACGUUCUUGAACGAACCGAGGAUCGACCGCUGAUCGGAUCGGACGUGAUCCCAAAAGGGUAACAAAGCCUCUCCCCACCGGUCUUAAUCCUUCCUAGGCUGAGAGAUAUCUCGCGAGUUCAGCUGAGCGUUCAUCAGCUGUGCCUGAUCGGCGUCUUUGUUUCUGCAACGGGAAAUCCACGUGAAGUUCUCCAUGGAAUCCCUCGUGAUGCGGAGGUUACUGUGGAUAAUGAAGCAGCAUCAUUGGGCCUGUUGCAAACAACGAUGAGGAAAUCUGACCAUACAGAGAUUUCGGAGUCGCCGUUUGGUGCUAGUCGCUUGCGAGCUGAGAUGGAUCUGAUCAAUACUUAAGCUGGUGAUUCCUCGUUCGUCUGCAAUUGUCCAUCUCAGCCAUCGCCAACAUGCGCUUCCUCGCUCUCCUGUCCUUCGUGGCAGCCCUCUGCCAGGCCGCCCCUCUUGAGUCCAGAGACGUCUCCACCACCGAUCUGUCCAAGUUCGACUUUUGGGUCCAAUAUGCCGCUGCCUCGUACUGCCACGACAACUAUGCCUCCAAGACCGGCCACAAAUUGACCUGCUGGGCGCACAACUGCCCCGAAGUCGAAAAGGCCGGUGCUACCAUCGUCUUUGAUUUCUCCAACAAAACCCUCACCGACACCUCCGGCUUCGUCGCCGUCGACGACACCAACAAAGCCAUUGUCCUCGCCUUCCGUGGCUCCUACUCCGUCCGUAACUGGGUCGCUGAUGCCUCGUUCCUCGCGGUCGAUCCGAAGCUGUGCGAUGGCUGCACCGCCGAGUUGGGCUUCUGGACUUCCUGGACAUUAGUGCGCGAGGACAUCCUCAAAACCCUCAACUCGACCAUUGCCCAACACUCUGACUAUGAGCUCGUCGUGGUCGGACACAGUCUCGGUGCUGCGGUGGCCACUCUCGCUGCGGCUGAUCUCCGAGCAAAGGGACACGAAGCGACGCUGUACGCGUACGCCUCGCCCCGGGUCGCCAACAAGGCAUUGGCCAAGUACAUCACCGACCAGAAGAACAACUACCGCUUCACGCACACCAACGACCCGGUGCCCAAGCUGCCGCUGUUGGCGAUGGGCUAUGUGCAUGUCAGUCCUGAAUAUUACAUCACCUCGGGCAACAACGUGACGGUCAAGACGAGCGACAUCCAAGUGUACAAUGGCGAUGUCACCUUCCAGGGAAACACCGGCACCGGACUGCCUGAUCUCACGGACUUUUCCGCUCACCACUGGUAUUUCGAAGAAGCGGACGCGUGCAAGGGGCCCGGGCUGCCGUUUAGGUAAUGCGCUAUGAUGACACUGGCCAUGAUCUGGUGCGGCAUUUUCACCCUUAAUGAUGGCAUUGGGGAAAAAUAAACUCCAAUAAACCGGGAACGAACAGGAGAGACGGGGCGAACCGAGAGAUCGAGUCAGAGAUGGCGAUGGUGGCGUCGAUCUGAGGGGAUGUAGUUUCCAGAUGAUCUCCCAACCACCGCUGAUUAUGCUUCGAAUCGAGUUCGAUUCGAUUGCAUGGGCCAAUGAGAGGCUGUGGAAGUUAUUUGGAAAUGAGGAAUGUAGCGUUUGGUUUCAGAUGCUCGACAAUGUCUUUGUAUAGGUAGAUGAUGUCUAUAGAACAGUAUAAUAAUUCAGUCAGGAUAAGUAAAUGACAAUUAAAUGGCAAUUGAACCAC
Aspergillus wentii DTO 134E9 is the source of this 1729-nucleotide messenger RNA. Its product is annotated as lipase family protein. Gene Ontology annotation, biological process: lipid catabolic process. The coding region runs from base 448 to 1344 and encodes 298 amino acids. The transcript has 3 exons. The record is from RefSeq and is a predicted model, not a curated record. Lineage: Eukaryota; Fungi; Ascomycota; Eurotiomycetes; Eurotiales; Aspergillaceae.